Messenger RNA from Leptopilina heterotoma, 2090 nucleotides. Its product is annotated as neuropeptides capa receptor-like. Gene Ontology annotation, biological process: neuropeptide signaling pathway. Gene Ontology annotation, cellular component: plasma membrane. Bases 557 to 1948 code for a protein of 463 amino acids. The transcript is spliced from 8 exons. Lineage: Eukaryota; Metazoa; Arthropoda; Insecta; Hymenoptera; Figitidae. The record is from RefSeq and is a predicted model, not a curated record. Gene Ontology annotation, molecular function: neuromedin U receptor activity.
GCGAGAGUUGUUCCACGAGACACGAUGGUACCACCUCUCAGUCAGUAUUGAAUACAGAAGAGAGUCUGCUCGAAAGUCAAAUAAAUUCUACAAUUAAUUAUUAUAAGUUUUGUGUCACUCAUAAGGGGGAAUUUAUGAAAAAUUUCCAAAAUACAGUCUCGAAAUAUAAACGAGAUUCAAUAACGAAUCGUUCUCAGCUCUUAUCAUUGAGUGUUAGUUUUGGAAAAUUGAAUAGUGAAGUGCAUUAAUUUUCCGAGGAUCUAUAGAAUCAGAAGAAUUUGUGUUUUUCAAAUGAAACUCUAAUCAACAGUUUCUUCAAUGGAGGAUGGACAUUCUGACGUAUCGCAGAUCGUUUUUUAUUCUAUAUCUCGAAAAAGAGGGUUGAUAGCUGAACUAGGAAAAGUAAUUUAUUCUUGGAUUGGAAAACGGUGACGUUUGGAGAGUUUAUAAAACUCCAAAAGGUGAAAGAGAAUUCUUUCUCCAGACACAACCAAAAACCAUAAAAUAUUCCCAAAGACAACAAAGGAAAAAGAGAACUCAAAAAACAAAAAAAAUAAUGGAGUCAACAACAGAAGAAGAUUUGGAGGAUUUUUGGGACAAUUUACGAUUAGAGAAUCUCACAGAAGUCGAUUAUUUAAAUAGAGUUCUAGGUCCAAAAAAUUUACCAUUAAACAUUGCAGUGCCAUUAACUGUCGCGUAUUUAAUAAUUUUUAUCACUGGAAUUUUUGGAAAUAUAACGACCUGCAUGGUAAUUAUUAAAAAUUCCUCAAUGCAGAAUGCAACCAACUACUACCUCUUCAGUCUCGCCAUAUCCGACCUUAUUCUACUUGUUCUCGGUCUUCCGAAUGAAAUAAGCGUCUUUUGGCAGCAAUAUCCAUGGGUUUUCGGACUCACUGUAUGCAAAAUAAGAGCCUACGUUUCAGAAAUGUCCUCUUAUGUAUCCGUAUUGACAAUAGUCGCAUUCUCAAUGGAACGAUAUUUAGCGAUUUGUCAUCCCUUUCGUGUAAACGCGAUGAGUGGAUUAAAACGUCCAAUUAGUUUUAUUUUGGGCUCUUGGUCAAUUGCCAUGAUAUCAGCUAUUCCAUUUAUCAUUUAUUCGAAACUUAAUUACGUGGAAUAUCCCCCGAAAUCAGGAAACGAAUCAAAAGAUUCGGCAAUUUGCGCAAUGCUCCUACCGGACAUGCCUCAUUAUCCACUCUACGAAAUGAGCUGCCUAAUAUUCUUUCUCAUACCAAUGAUAAUAAUUUUCAUUCUAUACGUGAGAAUGGGCUUAAAAAUCCACAAGAGCGCCAGAAAUUCCCUCGGGCCUAUUUUCAAUCAGAAUUCCGUUCACACCGAAUCAAAACAAUUUCAAUCCAGAAAGAGUAUCAUCAGAAUGCUAAGUGCUGUUGUGGUAUUAUUUUUUAUUUGUUGGGCGCCAUUUCACACGCAGAGACUAUUUUAUAUUUACGGGGCGAAUGCAGAUUACUAUCCGGAUUUAAAUGAAUUUUUAUAUAUAUUUAGUGGAUUUUUGUAUUAUUUCAGUACAACAAUAAAUCCAAUUUUGUACAAUCUUAUGAGUUCACGUUAUAGAAAAGCGUUCAAGGAAACACUUUGUUGUAAAGGCGAUAAAAAACAAGGACUUUCCAAUUUCUCAAAGAUUAAUACUUCGCGAUUGAAUUCUGAUCAAACGAAACGUACAUCAAACAUUCAAUCAUCUUUCAGACAUUCAAUCAAUCAGGCGAAAGAAAUGUUCCUCUCGAAUCUGGAUCAAGAAUCUGAUAAUAAGAAUAAUGCUUUCGAUACCAAAGGAAAUUCAAGGAAGAGUAAUUUAUUAUAUUCCGAUAAUCAUUCAACUCGAGCCCUUCUCGAUAAAACUCGUCAUUCUUCAGUAAAAAUGCAAACAAGUAAUGAGUGUUCCGAAUCGAAAGAUCAAGUUACGGAAAAUGUUACCAACAGUUUUCUAUGAUCAAAGUUUUUACGAUUGUUAAUAGUUUUUCUUUUGUUUUUGUAUAUUGUUCGUUUAUAGGAAAAAAUUUUCUUUAGUUCUACUGUACAUAAUGUUAUUGUUUAAUUUUAUUGUAUUAUGUAAAUAUAAAUAUUAUUUAAAU